GAUGGGAAAGUGUCAAAGUUGUCAGUUUAGUGAUCGUGGUAGGUCAGAUCUAGUGGUGACGGGAAUGUUGUGAAAAUGAAUAGUAUAGAUGUUUUUUGAAGUUGACGUUUUAAUUCAAAAUGUAUUUCGCUAUAGGAUGGCCUAAAGUCUUGAAUAUACCUCAUUUAAAUAACUGCUCAAUUCGUAAAGUUGUAUGUAAUAGGGACAAAGUUUUCUUUGCAAUUCUCUCCGACGACACUCUAUCAAUAUUUUUCUGCAAGCCAUGUCUUCCAAUAGUUCUUCACAGGCGGUCACAGGAAUCGGUUGAGGAUAUUGGGAUGAAUGAAUCAGUACAAUGGAAACCAGAUUCCUCCAUGUUGAUUGUGGCUACAUCUGGGGGUUUCCUGGUGUACUACCACCUGACGGUGGACUCCACCCAGAAGGGGUUGUACCAGCAGGUGGACUCUCCGCAGCCGAACCUGCGACGGGACAGUGCUGAACUGUUUGUCAAAGAGGUGGUACCACCAUUACAACUCACUGUGGCGCAGGAGGUAGCAGUAGGUGGUGGUAUUCUCAGUAUGGUCUGUAUCAGAGAUGAACUGAUGGUGUCAACUACGCGAGGUCAUGUUCUGCGCUACCGUUGGGACUGUACGCAGAACAGAGACUACUGCUUGGACCUGCGCAGGAUACCCUUCUGUAUCGAUCAACAAGUCUCUAAAGCUGUUCCGAUUGUGCAGCAGAACACGUACAUCACCGACAUCGAGUACUCCCCGUUGAUCGGAGGCUUCGCAGUGGUCUUCAACGAUGGCCGAGCCGCAUUCCUCACGGCUGCCUCUCUCAAGUUCGAUCCGAACCAAGUGCAGGGUAUCUGGGCACCAAAUAUGGAUGACGCCACAUGUGCUACGGUCAACCAUAAGUACAGGCUGAUCACUUAUGGAAGGAAAAGUUCACAGGGUGCGGUGUACUGUAUAGACGAGAGCAGCGGGGGACUGGAGUUGAGUCACCAGCUGACUCUCAGCAGCCAGGUGUAUCCUGGUGAGGUGGGGCCAGUGGGCUGUGUGAGGUGGACUCCAGACGGCUGUGCUCUGGCGAUGGCGUGGAGCCAAGGUGGCUUCUCUGUGUGGAGCACGUUUGGCGCACUGCUGGUGUGCAGCCUCGGCUGGGACUACGGCCUGCACGUGGAUCUCGCCAAGCACAACCCCCUCCUCGUCACUGACAUGGAAUGGUCGUCAGAGGGCUACCAGCUGUGGAUGGUGAAGAGACAUGAUCCUGGAGGGAACAAUAAUGGAGAACCGGAGACUGUGGAUACCGUCAUUCAAUUAGGCUUUGUCAAAAGUGCCUUAACUGUAAAUCCCUGUAUGAGCCACCAGACUCAUCUGUAUCUGCAAGGUGAAGACAGGCUGUAUGUAAACCUGAGCCCAGGACUGACCAAGGUAUACGAGAUGCGACGAGGAGCGCUGGACGAGCCAGAGCCUUCGCCACACCUGCGUGUCACGUCAGCACUCGUCGAGAGCAAGCAGUGGCUCGUCAUUCUCCUACCCUCCACCUACUCGGGAACCAACUGGCCUAUCCGGUAUACAGCGGUGGAUGCGGACGGAAGUCACAUCGCAGUGGCAGGCCGGACCGGUCUCGCUCAUUACUCCUUGUCCACCAAGAAGUGGAAGCUGUUCGGCAACGAGACUCAAGAGAAGGACAUGAUAGUUACCGGGGGCCUGUUGUGGUGGCGACAGUUCAUCAUAGCCGGCUGUUACAGUAUUCCUGAUGACCAAGACCAGAUUCGGAUAUAUCCACGUGAUGUGAGACUUAGUAACGACUACAUGACCGUGGCGCAGCUGGCCGCGCAGAUCCUGCUGCUAGACUGUCUGCGUGACCGUCUGUUAGUUUUCUCCGCAGAUGGCCAGAUCAACAUCUUCACAUUGGUUCAAGUUGACAACUCAAACUCAGGCAUGAAUGUGGGCAUCCGCUGUAUCCAGAGUAUUGACAUGAACGCUCUGUUGGUCCACCCUGCGUGCGUGGUGUCCGUCACACUGACCGCGCUCCGCACAGAGCCCACCCGCAGAGACCCCAGCGCCAAGGACAGUUUCCUCAUCAACAUCAGCGGCCGACUGCUCAUGGUGAACCAGAACAGUGGCAAUAAUCAGGUGUUAGCGGCGCCGACGGUGUUGGCGUCUUGCGUGGAGAACGUUUGGGUUCCUAGCAAGUUCUACCGACUCAAGCCGCACCUCACCGAGGCCCUCUGGCUGUUCUGUGGAGCCCACGGGAUGAGGGUCUGGCUCCCGCUUUUCCCCAAGGACGGUGACAAGUCCCACACCUUCAUGAGCAAGCGGAUCAUGUUGCCCUUCCACCUCAGGAUAUACCCUCUAGCAAUUCUUUUUGAAGAAGCAAUUCUGUUGGGUGCUGAGAACGAUACUAUGCUCUACACUACAGACUCAAGUUCUCCGUUCUCAUUGCCGUUCUGCACUCUCGAAAGAACAAGUCAAGUGUACCUGCAUCAGAUCCUGAGACAGCUGAUCCGUCGCAACUUGGGGUUUCACGCGUGGGAGAUUGCACGGGGUUGUGUGGCUUUGCCGUACUUCUCUCACUCUCUUGAAUUGCUGCUGCAUGAGGUACUGGAGGAAGAAGCUACCAGCAAGGAGCCGAUCCCGGACGCUCAGCUGCCGAGUGUUGUGGAGUUCAUCCACGAGUUCCCUGUGUACCUGCAGACCAUUGUGCAGUGUGCUCGCAAGACCGAGAUCGCACUCUGGCCCUACCUGUUCUCUGCUGCUGGGAAACCCAAGGAUCUCUUCCAGGAAUGUCUGCUCGACAAGCAGCUUGAGACUGCCGCCUCCUACCUCAUCAUACUGCAGAAUAUGGAGUCAUCAUCUGUGAGCCGACAAUAUGCGACCAUGUUGCUGGACUCCACUCUGGAGAACGGUAAAUGGGAACUCUCCAAGGAUCUGGUUCGGUUCCUCAAGGCCAUCGAUCCUAACGAUGUUGAGUCACCAAGGACUUCUUUCAUCCAUCCGACUAAGUACGGCGUGCCCCAAACACCCCCGGUGAAUCCUAACGAAGAGGACCUCUCCCUUGUCUUGGGAACUAUGCAGGUAUCCAGAGGCCGCAGUUUCAGCACCACAGUCAACCCCAAGCUGCAGAUGGUGGAGCCGGUGUCUCACGCUGCUGAUGUUGCUAGUCUUCGCAGGAAGAAGUCUGUCCCCACCUCCAAAUCUGAUAACCGCAGUGAAACUGCGGGCGGCUCUGCAGAGGAAUUCUUCAUGGAUGUGAUGGUACAGCGCAGCGCACGCCGGCUGCUCUGCGAACACAGACUCUCCCAGCUGGGGCAGCUCAGCGCACAUCUGGACUUCCCACUGGUGGGGUGGCUGGCACGCGAGCGCGAUCGCGCAGCUAGAGUCGACCACUUUGUAUCUGCGCUCAAACACCUACACGCAGACUUCUCUUGGCCGUACCCACAUCUUGUAGCCAAUGCUGGGGCAUUUGCUCACCGGAAAACUUCCGCAACCUCAGUAUCAUCGGUCAUGUCGUCACCAGUUUUGGAUGACAGACUGCGAGGUCUGAGUCUAGAGGUGCCAGCCACUAAUAGCCGUGUGGGCGACAGCGGUUACAUGAGUCAGGACCCUCUCGUGCGACCCACGCUCAUGCCUCCACAUCUCGCACCAGAUGCAGUCAGCCUGGUGAGCGAGGAGGAGAGUUGGUUCUAUGGAGAGGACUCGGAGCAGUGUACGAGUGACAGUUGGAGUGACAUACCGAGUGCACAGCUACUAGAGCAGAUCUCCCAGGAGGUGUCGGCCAGCAAGGGCUCAACCAAGGCCGAGGUGCAGCUAAGGUACUUACUGCAGAUAUUCAUGGAAGCAGGGUGUCUGGAGUGGUCGCUUAUCAUCUCUGUGAUGCUGCGUGACGCUAUGGCAGUGCAUCGGACGACCAACGCAGCUCGGUCUGUGGAGCACUCGUACGAAGCCGUGGUCAGGUUGAAAGAGGGUCUCCUUUCUCUGCAUCACUGGAGCAAUACGGAGUGCCUGGGAUACAAGCCGUUCAUGAUGGCCAUAUACAACCAGAUGGUGGUGCUGUCCAAGCUGCUGGGAACAAAGCAGCCCCCUCCACCUGCCAGCCCUCCCCCUCCUGCCGUGGCACCCCCUCGCUCUGAUCCGCCCAGUUCCACCCCCACCCUCAGUCUGGGGGAGCCUAACAUCGUGGAGGAGGAAGGGGAAGAGUCUGGUCGCACCUCCCCUACCCCCUCCACUCUGAGUAACACCAGCAACGCCCCCUCCUCCUGUGUUAUUUCGUGAGCGGCAGCAGGAUACUGGCUUAAUGGAUUUCAUGGAACGUUUUGUUAGAAAAAUAGAACACCUGAAUAUCUUUCCAAAAUCUUCAUGACUAACAUACAAAAACAUUUUCAAGAAGGACGACUUUGUUAAAAUUUCUGUAAUUAUUUACUCUAUGGUGUCUUACGUUCAUUUUCCAAAACCAAUUAUAAAAUAUUUGUGUUUCUUUAGUAAAAAAAAAACAAACUAUACGACUGUAAAAACAGAACAAUAGCUUUCAUAAAUGUAUAAAUCCAUUAAGCCAGUGUGGCAUGCGGUGAGAGUGUGAGUCGCAAUCAAUUGCUCAUGAAACUGGUCAGGAUUUCACUGUAGUCCCUGAUGUUUAUAAUCAAAACAAUGUAAAUAGAGGUGUAAAUACGAGUAAAUAUCUGUUACUAAAGACUCCCUGUUUCACAGUUCAGUACAAGUCCGUUUUAUUGUUACAACAACUUAUAGAACCGUUAACAAUUGUGAUAUUGAUGAUGUGUACCGCGUUGUUGGGCAUUUUAUAUUUAUAAUGUGACGCGAGUUGUGUUGAAUGAGUGAUCUUUAAUGCAUUUUCCAUAAUGUUUGGAGACUCGGGUCCAUUACUUGUUUGUUGCUGUUGGUCCUAUUAAUUAGUAGUAACUUCUGUGAGCAAGUAACAAGAGUAUUUAAAUUUUGAUUAAAUAAAAGAUUAAAAAUGGAACGCAUACGGUAUAAUUGGUGCGAACGGGUUUUUAAAGACAUAUUUACGAUAAGAAAUAUUUUUAAUGUACUUAUUCAACUAAAUUAAAUUGUUCUGCAGUAACUGGAAACAGUGGAUUACUGACACUUUAAAUUUAAAAUUUUACUUUACGUUUUAAAGUUUAUUUUUCCUAUCUGUAAAUGUGUACGAGUCAGCUCCAUUCUUAGAAAUUGAAGCCACAAUUUUUUUUAAUGGCUUCAUCUCUGCCAAAUUGACAAUAAAAUCCUUCCAAAAACUACAUAUCUGCCAUUAAAAUUUUUCUGCUACAUGUUAAAUUUUUCUCACCAUUUUUAAAUUAAAUAUGGCUCGUCUUCGCUUACAUGUAAUAUAUGGGAGCUGGCUCGUGAGGUGCAUGCUACGGUGUUUCUUUGGUACAGAGAUACGCAGAUACUCGAUGUGAAUACUUCGGUACAACUGGCUCUGCGUGUAACGUCGGGACAGACAGAUUAAGGAACGCUUUAGUUUCAAACCACUUGAAUUAAAGAUUUUGUCAGACCUCAGCUAAAAUGUUUGUCCGUAAUCUAAUUUUUAAGAUUUGUUUAGUAUAUUUGAUGUGUAUUAGGAUUUUGCGAUGUAAUGUUUAAAGUCUAUUAACCUGACAAUGCUCACAAUACCACGGCCUGAUGUUCCGUACCGUGAACUCGUUAUUUCCUGUCCAUAUUGGCUUCCAUCUUACCCACUCAAAUGUAUCAUCGCCACCUGUUUUCCUUGCUAUUUCGACUACCUAUUAUCAUUAUUUAUAAUUAUUAGUCAUAUUUAAAAAGGCAAUAUAAAAAUGCUUCUCAUCUGAAAAUUUUUUGAACAUUUUAAUUGGUUGCUGUUUGUGUAAAUAAUGAUAAGUUGUUUAUUGAGCUCCGUAAGAUGUUUUUGUCGGAAAAUUAAGCUUAGGCGAUCUUAUAAUUCACGUUGCAGUCUACAAUUCUAGACAUUUUUAGUAUCUCAAUAUUAUAAAAAUCUCAGAUUCUCUAAUGACUGUUUGAAAUUCAUGUUGUAUUUAUUAUCAAGAGUGUGUAUAUAAUUUUGUUACGUUUUCGGGUCCCAAGACUGAAUAAAAUACUCAGAAGAACUUGUAAUAUUAUGCUUAGUAUAACAUUCCAGUAGUGUACAACAUUAUUUAUUAUAAUUGGAAAUUAUUGUUAAAGCUAUCUUCGAUCUGUUUAUUGAUGAUUUAAUAGAUAUUUUAGCAAUUUAUCGUUGCAUUUUAUUUAACGUAGUUGUAUUUACAUAAUUGUUUCAGUAAGGUAUUAAUCUAUCUGUUAAGUUGGUCUAGUGAAAUAUUGUGGUUAUGCAGUACUUGUAAUUGUGUUAUUCUGUUGGUUAAUUAUAUUAAGUAAGAGUAUAGUAUAGUUAAUUUUAAUUUAUUAGUCGUCAUUUGAAGCAAUCAAAAGUUAAUUUAGAACAAUCCGUUGUUGAUAUUAAGAGGUGCCAAUUGUGUUGGGAUUGUAUUGUUAAACAACUAAUGGGGAGGAGUGAUGUAUUAGUCUUUCUUAGGAGAGGUUGAUGUUGAGAGAUUGUGUCAGGGUCUUGUUCAACAGAAUAAUGGAGAGGAGUAGAUGUUAUACGAGUAUAAAAAUGGAGUGAUGAAAAUCAAUGUUCCCUGCUAGUUUUGGAAUUGCAAUCUAAAAUAAAGUUAGGCGAAUAAUACCUAGGUCAAUGGAACCUACUUUUUGUUGUAUUCACAAUUUUGAGAAAAUGCCUCUCAAAGUCAAAUGCCCAAUGAAAAUUUUCAAAUGGCAACUCUGCUUUGCAACAAAAAUUGAAAUUUGGGAAAAAGUAAAGAAUUUUUUUCUUUCAGUGUGUUUAAAGUCACCAUUUAAAUUUGACAAAGGCAUUAAUCCUGUAUAAGCAAUCAGAAAAACGCAAACUGCACAUGAUAUGUGCUCUGUGGGAUGAGAAAUUUUGAGAUGAAAAUGUAGAGCAAACCUUCGUCUGGUAUCAUAUAAGUUUUCUAUACAUAACAUAGCUAUGGU
Homalodisca vitripennis (glassy-winged sharpshooter) is the source of this 6971-nucleotide messenger RNA. It is a transcript of the gene Rich, whose product is annotated as guanine nucleotide exchange factor subunit Rich. Lineage: Eukaryota; Metazoa; Arthropoda; Insecta; Hemiptera; Cicadellidae. Gene Ontology annotation, molecular function: protein binding. The record is from RefSeq and is a predicted model, not a curated record. Gene Ontology annotation, cellular component: Golgi membrane; cytosol; Ric1-Rgp1 guanyl-nucleotide exchange factor complex. The coding region runs from base 120 to 4259 and encodes 1379 amino acids. Gene Ontology annotation, biological process: retrograde transport, endosome to Golgi; intracellular protein transport. The transcript has 24 exons.